AUGUUUAUGCGCGUGGAACGGGGCCGACUUACAUCGAGCACAAUUUUCAAGUCGCCCAAAAGAGGACCGUACGACAUUGCCCCUAGACCACCUCUUAGCACGAAUAAUCGUUGUACGACGUCUCGCUGCUAUUGGUCUGGCAGCCCACCUUUGGAUUUCCUGGCACGUUUGCAACUUGCGAAACAAAGUUACAAACAGUGUAGCCCGCGGGAUCAUUGCAGCAUUGAAGCCCGACCACCAUGUGAAGAUGGCAGCUUUAGGUCGGGAGAAUUCAACAUAACACAAGAUAAAACACUUGUGGGUGACGAUGUUGUUCUCCGACCAACGCGGAUCGCAGCGUUCACCUCUGUCCGGAGGAUUGGCCCCACAUACGACGGAGUAUCGCAGCAUGACAAGGAAAUAGUGUUAAAAAUCAACACCAAUCAUUGA
Opisthorchis viverrini is the source of this 429-nucleotide messenger RNA. RefSeq lists its product as hypothetical. The record is from RefSeq and is a predicted model, not a curated record. Lineage: Eukaryota; Metazoa; Platyhelminthes; Trematoda; Opisthorchiida; Opisthorchiidae. The transcript has 2 exons. The coding region runs from base 1 to 429 and encodes 142 amino acids.